This is a messenger RNA of Liolophura sinensis, 1729 nucleotides long. Its product is annotated as large ribosomal subunit protein bL20m-like. The coding region runs from base 27 to 470 and encodes 147 amino acids. The transcript has 5 exons. Gene Ontology annotation, cellular component: ribosome. The record is from RefSeq and is a predicted model, not a curated record. Gene Ontology annotation, biological process: translation. Lineage: Eukaryota; Metazoa; Mollusca; Polyplacophora; Chitonida; Chitonidae. Gene Ontology annotation, molecular function: rRNA binding; structural constituent of ribosome.
AUGAUCACGCCGGUUUCAGGACAAGCAUGGUUUUUCUGACAUUUGCGAACAUGGCAAGGAAAGUCGUCAGACUUGAUAAGUUCUGGAGAAAGGAAAUGUACAAGCGCAUGUCCUGGCACUUUUAUGGGCGAAAGCGGAACUGUUUCAGCAUAGCUGUGCGAUAUGUGAGAAGGGCAUUGCGAUACUCCACACAGUCGCGGGAGUUGAAGAAAAAAUCCCUGACUGAGUUGAGACUUCAGAGAAUUGAAGCAGCAUGUCAGGAACAUGGGAUGUCAGCGAGGACCCUUCAGAAUGGUUUAGUACAGUCAAAUGUUGCCCUCAACAAGAAAAUCCUGGCAGACCUGGCCAUUUAUGAACCUAGAACCUUUUCAAGUUUGGUUGAUUUUGUACAUAAAAGGAAUUCUGCACUGGGACUGUCACCUGAGGGUUACCCCAGGCCAAGUGGAUAUUUAAAUCGAGAAAUGAGGUGACAUUCUACCUGGGGAUCAGUUACAUGAACAAUUUUUGCCAACCAAAACUGGCAGUAUCUAGCACUGUGCUAGAAAAGAAACAAUAGCAUGUGUGUGACAUGAAGUGGAAAGUGUUUUCUAAAAGAUGUUGUAUAGCUACAAAAUGUUCUCCUGAAACAAAAUGACCUAGAAAACAAGUGGUUAUUUAUGCUGAUGUUGUCUGGAAGAGGCGUUGCACAACCGUUGGCUGUUUUGGCCGUUGUAAAGACGAGAUUGAACCCCUUAUCAGAUGUUCAUUGUGAAGAGCUGGUCCUUCACUGGUAAGAGAACUGCUGUUCAGACAUUGCUGCCACACACCCUUAGAUGUUCCACAACUGUUGGAUGUUUCUAGAAAGGUCAAAUAAAAUGUCCAUGAAGACAUGUAGCUGAUCAGCAUAUCCUACCCAGCUCAAUGUUUAAGAGUUUGUGUCGGAAAUAAUUCUUGCCAGCAAAUUUUUCACAUGAUGGCUGAGAAAUUGCAUGAAGACACCUUGUUGUAGGGUUCCUCAGAAACUAGGCUGCUGAUCGGGUGUAAGAACCUCAGGAAUGCUGUACCAUGAUUAGCCAGUCCAGUUUGUAGGAAGCACAGUGUGGUUUCUGAUCUUUAUUUACUCCUUAGGUUCUCAUCCAGUUGUCCAAUGGAGCAUAUUUGCGGCCUCAUACUUUGCUGUAAUCCAGGUUUGCCAGCACUUUUGACAUGCCUGAUACUAGGACAGUGCUUGAGUUCUCAUGUUGAUACCGUAUUUACAAUAAAUUAGUAUGGAUCUUAGGUUAUGGCCAACAUUAACCUAUGUUACCAUGAUUAUUUGUCUGUUUCUUUUUUUUUAUUUUGAGUGAAGUUCAAGAAAUUUACAUUUUUCUAUAAUCAUAAUCCAGAGUUUUGUAGCCUUUUGGAUUCCUUCAGGCUACUUGUACCAUUGAGAGGAUAGCAGUUAGCAUAUCAACAGGCUACUGCAUGAACCAUUGAGAGGAUAGCAGUUAGCAUAUCAACAGGCUACUACAUGGACCAUUGAGUGGAUCGCAGUUAGCAUAUCAACAGGCUAAUGCAUGAACCAUUGAGAGGAUAGCAGUUAGCAUAUCAACAGGUUACUGCAUGAACCAUUGAGAGGAUAGCAGUUAGCAUAUCAACAGGUUACUGCAUGAACCAUUGAGAGGAUGGCAGUUAGCAUAUCAACAGGCUACUGCAUGAACCAUUGAGAGGAUAGCUGUUAGUACAUAUACAGGCUACUGCAUGAACCAUU